This is a messenger RNA of Prorocentrum cordatum, 783 nucleotides long. The record is from the annotation of a GenBank genome assembly. Lineage: Eukaryota; Dinophyceae; Prorocentrales; Prorocentraceae.
AUGCUGCCCGCCUCGCGCCUGGCGCUGCGCGAGCUGGUCGACGCGCUGUGCGCGUUCGCGUGGUGCCGCCUGACCAAGUGCGGGGGCCGCGAGGUCGCCGAGCUGGUCUCCGCCGCCGUGAAGCUCAACUGCGGCGAUGAGAAGUUCUUCCACUUCGUGGGCGCCUUCUGCCGCGAGAGCCCGAGUGCUUUUGGCAGCCUCCGCGACGUAGCGCUGCUCUCGGCGUCGCUGCUCAAGCGGGCGAUCUCCCCCGUGCCCACCCAGGGAGACACCACCAGCGCCACGGAGGGCCCCAAGCUGGACUGCGCCAGCGCCUUCCACGGCCUGGCCGUCGCCGCGCUGCCGCACCUCCGCCGCUCCGACGCCGGCGAGGGCCACCUCUGCGUGCGCGACGUGGCGGAGUUCCUCUACGCCCUCGCGCACGUGCUGGACCGCAAGUGGGCGGACAGCAGCGAGCCGCUGUACCAGUGCGCGGUCUGCAGCGAGGCCAUCUCCGCCUCUGUGACCGUGGCGCGCCGGUGCCUCCACCACGCCUCUCCCCAGGACAUCGCGAAGCUGACGGGGGCCGUCGCGACGGUGUGGCCGCUGCUGGUCCAGCUGCAGAUGCCCAUCCUGCAGCCCUUCAUCACCGACCUCGCGCAAGCCGUGCGGUUCCGGCACCGCGACUUCAACGCGAAGGAUGUCGCGUCGACCGUGGUCGCCUUCGCCAAGCUGGACAGCGUGGACGACGUGGUCGCGGACGUGCUGCCCGAGCAGGUCGAGGCCAGGAUAUCAGAGUUUCCG